Symbiodinium pilosum is the source of this 3060-nucleotide messenger RNA. The record is from the annotation of a GenBank genome assembly. Lineage: Eukaryota; Dinophyceae; Suessiales; Symbiodiniaceae.
AUGGCAACUCAGUCUUUUGUCAAAGGGGAGGUUGUUGAAGUGUGGAGCAACUCUCAAAAAACGUGGAUAUCUGGCGCUGUGGUUUUAGAAGCUCCGGACCGUGACUGCGUCAUAGAUGGCUACGCGAUACCCGCAGGUGCAGUUAAAGUGACAUCUACGGCUGGGACCAAGUGGAUCCUGCCAGAUCAGGUGCCCUCCAGCCUGCGGAAAGUCCAAGGAGGCGAUGUUCCCGAGCCGGCCAUGGGCCUGCCAGCCACACCGGCCCCUGGCAAGGCAGAGGCUUCCGUGGUGAAACCGGGCAUGUGCAAGAUGGGUUGUAAUCGCCCAGUGCAGCCCGGUCUUACCCGAGGAAUGAAGGCUUUUGACACCUGUUGCAAGAAGUGUGCACAGGGGAAGGGAGGUCACGAUUCAAACUGCGGAGGCGGCUCCGCAAAGCCGCUUGCCAGGUCUGUGACAACAGAAGUUGAAGACCCAGAGAAGUGGUUGCGGGACCUCCUGUCUUCGCCAGAUAGCUUCAACAAAUAUUGCGGCAAGAUUGUGGCAUCUGUUUCUGGAGAUGCUGGGACCCUCACUCCGGCUCAAGCCCAAGAGGCAGUAUCAAAAUACUUGCUACAGCCCAUUGGUACGACCCUUCCAGUUGAUGCUCGCGCUGCAGAGGAUUGGGUCAGCAAAUGUGGCAAAGAUGGGAGCAUGGACAUUCCAGCUUUCACAAAGCUAGCCCACCAAGUUCUCUUGGAUAGAUUAAAAGCCUGGUUCCCUGACAAGCUCAUCGCCAAGACACACAGCUUCGUUCGCCAGAACCCUGCCAAUGUUGAGGCAGUGUACGAAGUAGGGAAGCUCUUGGGUGAGGGUAGCUUUGGCAAGGUUUACAAUGUGCAACACCGCAUUUCAGGCGAGUCACGAGUCUGUAAGAAGAUUGCAAAACUGAAAGGCAGAGAGGGCAUGAAAGUCGAGGAGAUCCUACAAGAAAUUGAGAGCAUGGCCACACUGGAUCACCCCAACGUCAUUAAAGUGUACGAAUACUUUCAAGACAGGGACAGCGUGUCUCAGAUCAUGGAGCCUUGUUACGGUGGUGAGCUUCAAGAUCGGAUCAACGAGGUUUUCCAGAAGGGACAGCCGCGUUAUUCAGAGGAGUUUAUAUGCGACGUGAUGAAGCAAACAUUGCGGGCAUUGGCCUUCAUGCAUAGCCAUCACUUCAUGCACAAAGACCUCAAGCCACAGAACAUCAUGCUCGUAAGUAAGGAUUCAGCUUCCAUCAAAGUUAUUGAUUUCGGCUUGGCUGAGCUGUUCGAGCCUGAUCAGAAGCACUCAGAUGCUUUUGGUGGCACGCUUCUGUACAUGGCUCCGGAAGUAUUUAAGCUAAAGCUGGAGUUCAAGUCAGACAUUUGGAGUGCCGGCGUCAUCCACUCAGUCAUCCAUUACAAUCUGAUGACAGGGGACUAUCCAUUCAUGGCACCUUGGCCAUUGCCCAAGGGCAAGACCAUGGAGUGGUGGCAGAACGAGCUAAGCCGGUCCAUUUGCGAAGACAACUUCAGGGACAACAAGAAGUUAAGGGAGUGGACCUCGGAGAGCAGCGACCUUUUGCGCCGGAUGUUAGAGAAGAGCGUAAGCAGGAGACCUGAUGCAGCUCAGUGCUUGGAGCAUGCUUGGUUCAAGAAGUUCGAGGCAGCUCCACCACCCUUGUCCGUGGGCAUCACCCAGUGCUUAGAGGCUUAUGCAGGACAGCCUGAAUUGAAAAAGGCGGUUUUCCUCCUCAUCGCGCAUAUGUGCACAGCGCCAGCAUUGAGCGAGCUUCGCGCAAUUUUCACUCAUUUCGACACUCUGAAUCAAGGGUCCCUGGUGACCUCUGACUUCCGGGAUGUGCUGUACAAGUCCGGGAUGACUUCCUUGCAGGUGGAGCGCAUUGUGCACGCGUUGGACCAGGAUCGCAGCGGCACAGUGACCUGGACGGAAUUUAUUGCCGGAGCUCUUUGCAUCAGCGUUUGUGGAAACAAGCGCCUCGUGGAGGCUGCCUUUGCUAUCUUUGACAAGGACAGCGACGGCAAGGUCAGUCAGGCUGACUUUGAAGACAUGUUUGCCAAAGGCGACGUGGAGUCACUGUGGAAGAAGAAUCUACCACAGGAGCUGCAGCUCAUUGGCCAGGCUGGGGCAGAUGGCAAGCUCAUGAAGGAGCAGUUCGUGCAGUACAUGGGCCGGAGGAUGCAGGUAACUUCUGGCGAGCCAGCGCUGCGGGAGCGCAUAGCAGUGUCAGGUGGCUGGCAAGUCACCAAGCAGCUUGGGCGAGGUCAGUAUGGAACAGCUUACCUCGUGUCCUGGGACGAGGAGAAAUGUGGAGAAGAGAGGAAGGGUCAAUACAAAGAUGGAGAUCAGGCUGUGGCCAAAGUUGUGGGAUUGGAGUUCCUUCCCGAGAAGGAGCACAACUUUGCGUUCCAGGAGGUGGAGCUGAUGAGGGCGCUGCGGCACCCUCACAUUGUGGCACUUCGAGACCACUUUCUGACAGAGGCCAGCUUGGAGCUCGUGAUAGUCAUGGAAUUCUGCGACAGUGGUGACCUCCGAGGGGAGGUCAAGAGGCGGACCCAGGCAAAGCCGCCCGAUCUACUUCCAGAGGCUACAAUCAUGACCUGGUUCGUGCAGAUGACACUAGCACUCAACUACAUGCACCAGCGUCACAUCCUUCACAGGGACCUUAAGAGUUCCAACGUCUUCCUGACAACGGCGCCCUCCGGCAACGGCGAGUAUGAUGUCCGAAUUGGAGAUUUUGGCAUCUCGCGAGUUCUCGAAGGCACUGUGGACGUUGCAGCAACAGUGGUUGGAACGCCAUAUUACAUGUCUCCAGAGGUCUGCAAGGCUGAGCCCUAUGGCUACAAGAGCGACAUAUGGGCAUUGGGCUGCGUCCUGUAUGAGAUGUGCAUGUUGAAGCAUGCCUUCGAAAGCCAAUCCUUGCAGUGCCCUCAGCAUCAGAAGCUGACAAAAAAUCAGCCCUGGAUAGAGCAAGCGGAGAUGAGCUGCAAGUUCAUACCGCAGCAUUUGGGAGCCCAAGCUCUCCCGCAUAGAAUUUAG